GUUUCUGACUCCACGCACUUAAACUGUUCGAUGAAACUCCCCCGUGAGUUUCUACUCUUUCCUCCUUUUGAAGCUACUAAUACUAAAGUUUUGAUGACAACACUGUGAACCUCAAUGCCCAAUGUUCUUCCCCCUGUUGAAUUUGCAUGCGUCUAUGGAUCAUCUCUUCAUCCAUCCAACCACGACAAGACAACCAUGACAGAUUAUAUUCUUGGCGUGUCUGAUCCAAAGCAGUGGCAUUCUGAGAAUCUGAAAUUGAACAAGCAUCACUAUGCGUCAUGGAUGGUGCACCUUGGUGGCGAGAGCCUGAUUACUGGAGUUGCUGAUAGAAUUGGUGUGGGAGUGCAUUUCAACCCUUUUGUUACUUGGAAUGGAAAGCUGUUCAAGUAUGGGGUUGUACAAAUGCAUGACUUACUUCAAGAUGUACAGUAUUGGGAGAAAUUCUACUUGUGUGGCCGGUUACAGAAACCAGUUCAUAUUGUUGUCGAUAAUUUAGAUGUCAACAGCACCAAUUCUGUUAACUUGAGAGCUGCAGUGUCAGCUGCUCUUCUCCUGCUUCCAUCAGAAUUCACAGAGGAAGAUCUAUAUGCCAAAGUAUGUAGUCUCUCAUACACAGGUGAUAUACGCAUGUUAUUUGCUGAGGAUAAAAACAAGGUGAAAAAGAUUGUUACUGGGCAGUUUGAUCUAUUCCACUCAAUGUAUAAGCCAUUUCUUGAAGAAUAUGAGGCUAAGAAGUUAUUGAGACUUUCAUCAACUGCCAAUAAUCAAAUACAUGCCACUCAGGAUUGUGACUUAUCAGUUGCUUGUGCUCUAGUUUCUGCUCUUCCUCCAUCAAUCAGAAGCCAGAUAAGCAAGAACGGAGAAUUAACGGAAACUGGUAGAGUCAUACAUGAUACUAAAGUCAGUGCAAGAGAAGUGGCUGCAAAUUGCUUGCAGAGAAUUCUGAGGCAAAGAGUAAUGGUUUCAAGUGCAAGGCAGGCCAUAUCUGGCCUUCUGGCUGUUGGUGGGGUAAAUGCUACCAGGUAUCUUUCUAAGAAAGUUAGCAAAGCCUGGAGAUCAUGGAGAUGAUUUUUGCCGUAUUGACAAUCAUAGACAUGAAGUUUUCUUGCUGACCUUGGGAAGUUUACAGAUAGACUAGUAACCAUUUUUCUGUUUUCAUUUCUUCCCUUUCCCUUAAUACUCCACCACUUUCUCAAUCAAAAGGGUUUAGUAACUGGAUUUGCUGGCGCCUUAUCAUUAUUCUCUUGUGACCAGAGAUACUUGCCAACAAGUAUAGGCAUGGUGUUUUGAUUUGUCAAUACAUUUUGCAGUUAAAUUUAGCUGUGCUUUGUUGGGCAAAGGGAAUUUUUGGAAAACCAAGUUUGAAUUCUGUAGACUCAUAUUUGUUUCUUC
Messenger RNA from Glycine soja, 1392 nucleotides. RefSeq names its product phosphatidate cytidylyltransferase, mitochondrial-like. Gene Ontology annotation, biological process: cardiolipin biosynthetic process; CDP-diacylglycerol biosynthetic process. Lineage: Eukaryota; Viridiplantae; Streptophyta; Magnoliopsida; Fabales; Fabaceae. Gene Ontology annotation, cellular component: mitochondrion. Gene Ontology annotation, molecular function: phosphatidate cytidylyltransferase activity. The record is from RefSeq and is a predicted model, not a curated record. The transcript has 11 exons. The coding region runs from base 115 to 1068 and encodes 317 amino acids.